CAGAGACCUCACUCACCUGGGAAGGUUCCUACAAUUUUGAUUCGUCCGACAUGCCUGUCUUAGGCUAAAGGCUUUUUAUUGGGAUCCCUGGUCUACGUCAUCCUCUUGAGAAAAUUCUGCCAAAAUCCAUCUGCAACGCCUUUGUGCAUGGUUCGACAAUGGUGAUUUAGCUCUCGGACUAGUAACUCUAGCUUAUUCAUAAAUUCACCUUGUUAACACUUGGGAUGGUGUUUGGUUUCGGUGUAUCGGCCCUUUUAUUUCCUUCCUGAUACUAUUGUAAACCUCAGUUGCUCAAUUGUAAGACAGCGAGCGAAGCAGAACGAAGGAAACUCCCUACGAUCUACGUGAAUUGCCUUGUUCUCCUACCAAUUGUUUGUAACUACGGUACUACGUCAUUUUAAAGGCUUAUUUAUGUAAUAAAUAUCAUAUUUAAUUACAUUUUUCCUUCCAACCUUUAUUUCAAACCACAGAUUUUUAAGGUGUUCUGCUUAUGGCGCCCAACGUGGGGCAACACGAAGAAAGGUGCUUAAUGAUGGUGCAGAUGAUCCAGUAGAGAAUUGACCACGACUGGGGCUCCCAAUAGUCUCUCAUAUUUCUAUUUGUAGGACAUUGAUAUUUUCCUUUCCAGGAUAUUAACAUUUUAUUGAAAUAAAUUUAAUUUUUCUUUUCAGAAAAUUAACAUUUUAUUGGUUUGCAUUUGUUAUACUUUUGUUAUAAUGGCUAACUUACAGGUACUGAUCGGACAACGAAAAGUCAUUCGAAGAAAAGUCACCGAACAAUUCAAUAGGUCUGACACCUAUUCUGCCCUUACACAAGAAGAAAAGUUAGCAAUUAAAGGUCUUCUUGUUAAUUAUAGAAACAAGUUGUCAGAGAUAGAUGAUCAAAUCCUCUUGAAGAAAUUUCCUGACAUAUGUGAUGAAGCAGAGUUAGAGCCAGAAUUAACAAGUUGCCAGGAUUAUCUAGACAAAAUUGAGCAUUGUCUACCAUUACUUGAGAUUUCAAGGAGUAAGAAUGAUUCUAAUAAUAUUCCCGACGUGGCCCGCAGUUUACUGAAACAGCCAACAGCUCCUCUUCCUAAGUUUACUAGCAAAGAAGGAGAAGAUUUCUUGAAAUUUAUAGCAGAGUUUGAGGCUACAACUAAUGCAUUUCAGUAUCCAGACAGAGAUUUACUUUUAUUGCUGAAGCAACAGGUAGACGGUCGAGCAAAGACUUUAUUAAGUUCUCUGGAAGCUGAUAAACAGCGUUAUGUAGAUGCCAAAGAACUAUUGAUUUCCGCCUUUGCUUCUAAGGAGGUUUGUAAAAACAAUGCAAUUAGGAAAAUUACGGAGUUAAGUUUAAGAGAGGGUGAUGAUCCCUUCACAUUUAUUUCCAUCCUCCGAUCAGUAUGCGAAGCAGUCAAGACUUUUAACAUUGAAGCGGAUGAAUUUGUCAGAUAUUUUGCUUGGCACGGCUUAAAUGGUCGCUUUCAGCGUCAUCUUAUUAAUAUUACAGGAAAGACUCUUCCUUCCUUAAAUGACAUUAUUUCACAUUUCUUUGCAGCUUGUGAAAGGUACGAAAGUGACGGGAAAGGUGUUGAAAGCGUGAAAUGUAAAGCUUCACCUGUCAAGACAUUAACACUCCCUCUCCGUAAAGAGAGAGCUACCAGCAUGGCUGCGGAAGCAGUAACCUAUGAUAAAGACAAGUCUUCGCCUCAGUGUUCCUUGUGUUCUGCGGUUGGAAAUACUGAUAAAUUUCACUUUAUUCAUAAGUGCCCUAAUUUUCUUUCUCCUACAGAUAAAGUGCAUAUUUUAAAAUCUAGAAAUGGAUGUUUAAAAUGCGGCCAGUUUAACCAUGUUUCCGGUAAGUGCCGUUUUAAAUUCAAGAGACGCUGUUCAAAUUGUAACAGCUGGCAUAUGACUUACCUGUGUGAUAGGAGUCCGUCACCAGGCAGAAACUCUAACAAUAUUAAUAACGGCAAAUCCAAGGUGGAAACUUCUCCUCAAAUAAGCAGCGGUGUUGCCGUCCUUCCUACUUGUCAUGGUGAUUCCAUUUUACCCACCUUUCAUUAA
Molecule: messenger RNA, 2048 nt
Organism: Macrobrachium nipponense
Lineage: Eukaryota; Metazoa; Arthropoda; Malacostraca; Decapoda; Palaemonidae
Exons: 2
Coding region: 717-2048 (443 amino acids)
Source: RefSeq, a predicted model, not a curated record